CAUACCUGUAUCACUGGCCUACCGUCGGAAGUAGCGAAGAACAGGUGUGUUAUGUGUGCAUGAUACGACCACUGCCUGAGUCAGACGACAUUGUUUUAAUUACCUACACACCUACAGGGUUGUUAAUUUCAUAACAUACCAUACCAAGCGUACGUAAAUAUUCAAGUUUAUAUAUCAUUGACAGCCCGAAGAUACAUAUACACGGACACACAAUCUGACAGACGAUGUACGCGGCUAGCUGGUCUUUGUUUCCCCUCCUUAUCUCGACUCUCCUCGGAGUGAAAGGGAGCGAGUUUCGCAGAGUUUGUUACCAUACAAAUUGGUCAAAUCAUCUGGGGAAUUUCUACGUGCAAACCAUCGACCCAUAUUUGUGUACACACAUUAUCUAUGCAUUUGCAAGAAUAGACAUUAGUGAGAAGAAACUUGCCAGAACAGAAGUCGAUGACGACAAUGGAAUGUUGGGUGACGACAGAAGUGGAAAUUACUUUAAGUUCACAGGGUUGAAAACACAAAAUCCUAAAUUGAAAACUCUGCUCUCAGUUGGAGGGGAGACUUUAUCUGCAGUCUUCCCAAAAGUGGUCGCUUCACAUGUUUUGAGGGUUUUUGCACAAAACUGCAAAAUCUUUCUACGUGAUAGAAAUUUCGACGGUCUUGAUAUCGACUGGGAAUUUCCACAAAGUGCCUCAAGGGAUGACUUUACACAGUUAUUAAAGGUUAUGAGGGAGGUUUUUGAUGAUGAAACCCUUAAUGAAGGACAGUCACGUUUAAUACUGACUAUAGCUACGGCGGCCGGGAAGGACAAUAUUGACACCUCGUACAACAUGACAGAAAUAUCAAAAUAUGUCGAUUUUUUCAACGUUAUGGCGUAUGACUAUGCUGGUACUUGGAGCCAGAUAGCAGGUUUUGGAUCUCCACUGUACUCGAGGUUGUCAAACCCUCUCUUUAAUCCGGAAAACUCACAGAACUGGACUAUGAAUCACUAUAUAGCAUUGGGAGCUCCAAAAGAGAAGCUCGUAAUGGGAGUCCGUGGGGCGGGGGCUUCAUUCACUCUUAAAGACUCCUCAAAACACGAUGUGGGGGCACCUGUCAUCGUAGGAGGGGGCAAUAAGGGGUCAGUGAGACAGCUGAAAGGUCAUCUUGCUUAUUAUGAGAUAUGCUUUGAUUUGAUAAACAAAGGGGCGACAACGGUAUGGGAUGAUGAACAAAAGAGCAAUUAUGCUUACAUGGAAGAUCAGUGGGUAGGAUAUGACGAUACCAGGAGUGUAGUGGAAAAGGUGAAUUACGCUGGCAAUCUCGGAUUGGGUGGAGUCAUGUUUUGGGCUUUCGAUUACGAUGACUUUUCAGGUACUUACUGUGACAAUGGUACCUACCCAUUGCUGACGGCGAUGAAGAAUGCAGCAAUGAAAUAUACGACUGAAGACCCCUCACCGUCCUCCGUCGACAUCACCGUCCCUGCAUUACCAACGCUUUCUGUGACAACAGAGAAACCGUCAAUAAAUGACGGAACUUUCAAACUUUUUAAUGUUAUCGGCCACGGAGUAGUUCACAGCUCAUCUAGUCUUGUUAUCACUACUUUACUUUCUUUAUGUAUGCUUUUCUGUCUGUUUCAUUGAUUAUAAUUGUCGUCACAAUUCUUUCCUUUUACUCAUUUAUCUACCCUUUCUUCCCUUUCCCACCAACACCCACCCCUCCCAACCUCUUUCCCGAAUUCCGUCAUUUGAAUUUGUCGACCCAACCGUACGACACAGACAUUAGUUUCCUAUCUAGAUUACGAACAAACACACGAAAAACAGGUCUAACCAUGCCUUCUUUUUGUCACAUCGACCUUCAAUUAUCUGCCUUUUGUAUAACAAAAAGCUAGUAACGUGAUAGAAAAAAAACACUUUGUGACAAAUUGUUUCCUUUUAUUGUAUUUCCUUGUGAACAUUUUGUCAUAACACAUGAAAACAUUUCGUGUUUUGUUGGGUUUAAUUAUUUUCCCUGACAUUUGUGUAUUUUCGCAAUUUCCUUGGCGUCACAUUCCAUAGACUUUGAGUUCGUGUCCUUUCAUUGAAACCUCUAUUUAUGAUAUAAUGAAUUUGUUUUAUUUCAUCUUAACUGAUCAAAAGAUAAGAUGACAAUCUUUCUAUAUUCAUUUCAUUACAAUAUGCAACAAGGAAAACCCGAACAGCUGUUUCAGCUCAAAACCAUAAAAGCAGAGGGAAAGGAAAUGUUAACACGGUGACCCUUGAAAAAUUACUAGGAGAGUAAUACAAGGUGUUCCGGAAGGUUAAGCGUCUUUUUUGUUCACUGGAGAUAGCUUUCAUGAUAAUCUAAGUCAAAUGCAAGUAAAUUUAAACCCGGGAUAGUAUCAACAAACCGGAGGAAAAUAACACAAUCAAAACAUCGAUAUUCACUUAUAGUAAUAUAAUGUGAUCAUAAUGGCGACAUUGAAACUUAGACUUUUAUCAAUCUGUAUAUCUCGAAACAUUAUGUUGCAAAUCGUGAUAUCAGUAGCACACACGUUAAAAUUCGAAUCACGAUGCAACACGUUUACACCGUUAAUUGGCAGAGACAACAAAUGUAACUAUAAAGAAAGGGAAUAUUUUGCGAUAAAAAACAUCAAAAUCCUCUCGCUUAUCAUUCAGCGCAAUUAAAAGCUGUGCUUGUCGACCAUGUUGUAAAAAUUGAUCGAGGUAAGCUGCUGAGAUAGGACAGUUGGAGUUUUUGUAUACACUGGAUCAAACCAUAUUGGUAACGAGUUUUAAUGAGUAAUGCUUUGGUUUAGCCAAUUACAUUGGUCACGAAUCAGAACAGAGUAAAUGAGUAAUAUUUUGAUGAAGUUCCGUCUCUUACAGAUGUUAAUGUAUUUUUUAAAUAUGUACGUCAGUUUGCCAUUGUAAAGAAUAGCAACGCUUACAUUGUAAGUGCAACAGUUUUAUGAUGUAUUACCUGUAGUUUUGAUAUCUAAGUUUCUGUGGGUUGUUUUUUUGUGUAUUUUUAUGUACUUUCUUGUCUCUAUUUAAUGACGCGAUUGUGUAUGAUUUUUCUUUCCUCCUACUUGCAAGUACAUACAACUAUCAUUCGGUCCAAGGCUUACUGUAUACUGGAAAACUUUCUCUGCAGUUUAACAUACGCCUAUCCCAAAUCUAUAACGAAGGUGAAUGUAUCGUGACGGCGAACGUCAAUACACAACAUGUUACGAAAAGCAAUUUCACAUCACCGGCGAAUAUACCACUGGGCGAAUAAGUAUUUACCAGUACAGGGCGAAAGUUUGAUUAAGCGAAAGCUUCCCAGUACACAAUAUGAACUUCUUAUUAUCUCCGAUCAUUCUAUUUAUAUCAUAUCUCUCGACAGGAAACUAUGUCCCUGAUUCCUUUAUUUUAAUGCAUAUGUCUUUGCAAUGUUCUAUUUUUCCCGUCGAACUUAAACCUAUUCAGUCUGUUAUAUACCAAGCAAUUCAAUUCAAAAGGUUUGUCGCGAAAAUGUUAUUUUUCCAGUAUUAUAAAUUUAAAUAUUUUGCAUUAUAUUUAAUUCUGGCGAUUUGUCGUUAAACUUUUCUCUAAAGAAUGUACGGUAUAGGUUUCUAGGAUUUCAAUACCGUACUCUGUACGGAAGUUACGUUGCCGCGACAAUGUCACUAUUUACGGUUAUAUGAACUUUUUGUCUUCUUUUUCAUAUUCUACAUUUAGUCAAUCAGUGAAUAUGCCCAAAUAGUGUGGUAAAUAUUUACAUUUGUUUUAAUUGUAUUACAUGCCUUUUUAAGUGACAAUACCAUUUAUUUUGUGUUCUUAUCAUAAUCAGGUUACAUUUAAGCAAUAUUCUAAAACCACAGAAACGGCAAUACACUACAUAUAUAUAACAAAUAUAUUCCAAAGGUUAUCUACGAAAGAGCUUUGGUUUUUAGUUUUUUGAUUAAAACAAACUGUAUACCACGGUUAUUGCAAAACCGUUGAAACUGAAUAAUUAUCGUCCUUUAAAUACUAUUAGUUAUUUUGUAUAAUUGGUAACCACUAUCCAAUGUCAUGUUAAGAUCCGAAAUCGAUUGGUGCUUUAAGUUGUUUUAUAAUAUCAAUAGUGAACUUUUUUCACUUUCGAAGACUUUUACAUUUCAUCAAAAUAUUGAUACAAGUUCGGGUAACAAUGUUUCCUUAUAUUUUAAGGGUUCGAAAUAGAUUAUUAAAUAGAAAGCAAUAAUGUAUAAAAGUGUAUAUUAUAACUUUAUACAUAUAAAGGGCAUUCAAUGAUCUUCUAUACGAACAUUUUAUUAUUCCUUUUUCUGAAUAAAAUCUUUUUCUUGCGUUAUUGAGCAACCAACGACACUUGAAUUCACCUUAGGGCGAACAGUCCGGUUAUACAGAUAUCUAGUUAGGUUUGUUAGACCAUUAACAAAAGAAAAAUAUACAAGAUUAUAAUACAUUUCGUUUGGAUGUGUAUUCAAGACUUUGGCAAAGUUUCCAAUUUGUAUUGAAAUCGCCUUAUUGUCCCUUUCAAAGUACAUAUAACUGUUAAUCAUGUUCUUAUCGAAAUGUUCAAUGAUAGAUCGGUAGUGCCAUUUGUCCCAUUUGUACAAUCAAAUUAACAGACGUAUGUCUGGAAAAACAUGUUAAAUUGUGAUACAGAAUAAGUAAUUGUCGUGUGAA
This is a messenger RNA of Mizuhopecten yessoensis (Yesso scallop), 4622 nucleotides long. RefSeq names its product chitinase-3-like protein 1. The coding region runs from base 225 to 1613 and encodes 462 amino acids. The transcript is spliced from 8 exons. Gene Ontology annotation, biological process: carbohydrate metabolic process; chitin catabolic process. Gene Ontology annotation, cellular component: extracellular region. NCBI's taxonomy places the organism in Eukaryota, Metazoa, Mollusca, Bivalvia, Pectinida, Pectinidae. Gene Ontology annotation, molecular function: chitinase activity; chitin binding. The record is from RefSeq and is a predicted model, not a curated record.